UUGCUGCCAAUUUACCUUAAACUGCAGUUGGACAAAUCUUUACUGAAUCAAACGAGCAAUCAAAGAAUCAAAAAUGUUCAGAAAAUCCAAACUGACUGAUGGGACAGCGAACGGACAAGUGGGCAUCAGGAAAAAAUCCCGGGUGCCUGGUGUGAUGAUCACACAGUUUACUGAAACACUGCCGGAGGGGAAGAGUCACCCAGACUUCACCCGCAAGCCUAUUGGUUUGACUAUCCAAGAGGGAAAAUUUGCCUUCUUCAAAGCAAUUGUUACUGGAGACCCAAAGCCCACUGUAACUUGGAGCAGAAAUAACGGCGAUGUGUCUGAUCCAUCAAGAUACCAGGCCAAAUACGAUCCCAACUCUGACGAGCACACGUUUGAGAUGCCAAAUGUUAUGGCAGACCAGGCUGACACCUACAGGUGUUUGGUGGUAAAUGAGUUUGGACAGGCCUUAGUCACAGUGGUACUGAAUGUGAUUGAAGUUGGUUUCAAAAAGAACAAAGCAUUGCAACAAAGAAAUACUGAUGAGAAUUUUACAACUGUCCUGAAAAGGAAAAGUAAGAUUCGACCCAAAUCUGAGCAAACUGAGAGGAAAGAUGGAGAAAUUGAUCCCAGGUUUUGGGAGCUGUUGCUGAGUGCUGACAAAAAAGACUACGAGAGAAUCUGUGUGGAGUUUGGAGUCACAGAUUUCCGCUGGAUGCUCAAGAAGCUGAAUGAGAUGAAGGAAGAAAGAGAGAAAGAUCAAGCUCAGUUUGUCAAAAGCCUCUCCAACCUGAGGCCAAUCCAGGUCAACCCGGAUGGAACUGCAACCUUCGAGAUCGACAUGGAUCUUCUUGAACCAAGCAGCUCAAUUUAUCUUUUUAAGGACGGUGAAAUGGUUCCUUACACAAAGGAGCUGGGAGAGGAGAUGAGACACGCCCUCAGACAAGUGGGGAAAAGGUACAUAUUUUGUAUGAGGGACCUAUCAGCAGACGACGCUGGACUGUAUCAGUUGGAUGUGGAGGAUGUGACCAUGUUUUCCACUGAAUUUAAAGUUCCUUCGGUGGAUUUUUUGGUGAAAAUUAAGGAAGUUGCAGCAAAAGAAAGAGAAGACGCUGUGUUCGAGUGUGUGCUGUCAAAUCCCUGCUCCAAGAUCAUGUGGUUUGGCAAGAAUUUACCACUGGAACAGGGAGAUAAAUAUGACAUUGAGGUUUCAGAGGACAAGCUCAUUCACAGACUGCUGGUGAAGGACUGUAUGGUGGUCGACAAGGGAAUUUACUCUGCCUGUGCAGGAAUAAAAUCUUGUAAUGCAUGGCUUGUCGUUGAAGCGGACAAAGAUGUACAAAAAGGAAAAAAGGCUGCAAGAAAAACAACAAGAGCAGGGGGAGCUGGAAUGGACUUACAGAAGGUUGCUCAAGAACAACAGACAAAACUGGAGAAGGAAAGAAUCGAAAGACGAGAACAAAUUAAAGCUGCCAAAGAAGCAGCAGCUGCUGCUGUGACCACAGAUCCAUCUAAAAUCCCUGCAGCUGCUGAACAAACUGAGACUCCAGCUGUAGUUUCUAAUAACACACACAAAGAAAACGAUCCAAGCAAGAACGUCACAGGUGUAAUGAAUGGGCAUGCAGCAGUAGCAGCAGUAGCAGCAGUGGCUUCAGCUCCAUCAGUUGCGAAGUCAGCAGCUGCUGCUCAACAACAGGAAACAACAGCUCUAGCAAGUGAAGAGUCCAGUAGAGCUGACGGAGCCACAGGCAACAAUCAACCACAUGCUGUCGCAGGAGAACCUGUAAUCACCUGUGGACUCUCUGACAUUUAUGCUCUUCAUGGAACGUCAGCGGAAUUAACUGUGGCGAUGAAUGUGCCAAGUGAAGGAAACUGGUUCAAAGACGGAGAGCAGUUAAACUCAACCACAGGCGUCACCAUGACCAAAGAAGGAAACUGUCACAGACUGACAAUUGAAAGCUGCAGAGACAAUGACACAGGACUUUAUCGCUUUGUCUCAGGAGAACACAGUACACAAGCAAAGCUCGUCAUUGGAGAUGUCCCUGAAUUGGAUGAGGAUGCUUUUCAUAAGUUUUCCAAACCUGUGACAGUCAGAGUUGGGCAGAACGCAGCUUUUAAGAUGCCCUUUGCCCCCCAGGAAUCUUUGAUGGUCAGCUGGUUCAGAAAUGGCACUGAGAUCAAAGACGGGGGAGGGGUGAAAAUUGUGAAAGAACCCAAUCACAGCCGACUGAUACUGAGAGACUGUCUGCGGACAGACACAGGAGAUGUGAAGAUCCAGCUCAAAAACCCAUUUGGAGCUGUGGAGGCCACAUCUCAGCUUAUUGUUCUUGACCGUCCAGGCCCCCCAGAUGGUCCUGUGGAAGUGGUUGAGACAACCUCAUCCGUUAUAGAGAUCAAAUGGAACCAUCCCAAGGACGAUGGUGGUUCUGCCGUCACCAACUAUGCAGUAGAGCGACAGCAAGCAGGACAGAGUCUGUGGACCAAACUUGGAGAAGUGGUGGCAGAUAAGACUUCCUUUAGAGACAGAAAUGUGACUCACGGAAAGAAGUACAACUAUCGUAUCUAUGCUGAAAACCCGGAGGGCCUCAGUGAUGCCCUGGAGACUCCUGACAGCAUUAUGGCAGGCGUAAUGAUACUCUCAGGUCCACCUGGUGCCCCCAAAGUGGUAAAUGCCUCUAAGACGUGCAUUAGUUUGACCUGGACACCCCCAGUGGACACCAGGGGACAACCAAUCAUUGGUUAUCAAGUGGAGAAGCGGAAGAAGGACACAAACGAGUGGAUCGCCCUGAAUGGUGUAACUGACCCUAUAGAAGACGUGAACUGUUCAGUCCGUGAUGUCACUGAGGGAGCAGAGUACGAGUUCAGGGUCGCAGCAAUUAAUGAAUCUGGAUCUGGAGAUCUCAGCCCUCCGUCUGCAAUGGUGUGUGCAAAGAAUCCCAACAUGAGACCUUGUUUCAAAGACCCAGAGGACUUUGUUGUCAUCAGAGCAGGAAACUCUGCUCGUGUCAAAGUUUGUUAUGAAGCUGAGCCAGCUCCUCAGAUCACUUGGCUCAAGGACGACGAGCCCAUUUCUCCUUGGAUAAACAUCAUUACUAUAGAGGGGAUGUCUCAGCUCGUCAUCCCUUCUUCAAAGCGUUCAGAUUCUGGCAUUUUCACUAUAAUUGCCAAAAACUCUGUGGGAGAAUCUUCAUUUGACAUUGAGAUCAGAGUCACAGAUGAACCCAAGACUCCAGGACCGGUGGAAUUGGAGCAAACAGUCAAUGGCAAAGUGAUAAUCUCCUGGGCUCCCUCUCCAGACCAGGAUCUUGACGAUCGUCUGUACUACACGGUGUCUCAACAUGACUCCAACACCAGAGUGUGGAAGACGGUAGCCGACCGUCUCUUCACCAACACAUACACAGUCAAUAACAUCCUCCCAGGGAUAGAGUACCACUUCAGGAUCUAUGCUAAAAACGACAUGGGUCGGUCAGACCCAUCUCAGUCACCAACGUGGGGCGCCAACGGCAACAGAAUAUUGUCAAAUGGAGUCCAUUCAACAGCAGUGUCCUUUGAAAGACCUCCAUCUAUACUGGUUCCACUGAAAGUCCACAAUUCACCAGAAGGAUACCAGCUUUACAUGACAUGUGCCGUGAGGGGGUGUCCUACACCCACUGUAUCCUGGUACCUGAACGAUGUCUGCAUAAACUCCGACAGUAACUACUACAUCACCAACUCCUUCGGCGUGUGUUCCAUGUACAUCCUACGGGUACGACCGGAGGACAGCGGUGAAUAUAAGGUGGUCGCUGUGAACUCGUUUGGACAGGCGGAAUGUUCCACCAAGCUGGUUGUUAGAGAUUAGCAGGACAAGAUUUUUUUCUUUUUUAUUCCACUCACCACUUACUGAGAGUUAUCUUGGACAGAAAGGAACCAAAUGUUUCAUUUUACUAAAUCAAUAGUGUAUGACACUGUUUAUUAAUUAAACUGAUCCUUUGCCACAAUGUAUCCGAAAUAAUAUUAUUUCACAACAAUUUUAGUGACAAAAUAUGAUCAA
This is a messenger RNA of Cynoglossus semilaevis (tongue sole), 4012 nucleotides long. RefSeq names its product immunoglobulin like and fibronectin type III domain containing 1, tandem duplicate 4 (gene igfn1.4). The coding region runs from base 74 to 3820 and encodes 1248 amino acids. Gene Ontology annotation, molecular function: protein binding. The record is from RefSeq and is a predicted model, not a curated record. Gene Ontology annotation, cellular component: M band. Lineage: Eukaryota; Metazoa; Chordata; Actinopteri; Pleuronectiformes; Cynoglossidae. The transcript is spliced from 24 exons. Gene Ontology annotation, biological process: sarcomere organization.